CAAAUUAUUUUCCGGUCAACAUUUCAGUCCCGCCCCACCAGUCUGUGCCAUCUUGUAUUUAGCAAGAACAAAAACGGUCUGAGAAACAAGUCCAACCACAGGAUGGGGCGCAGAUAUUCAGACGAAUUUUAAGAGUAGAUUUUAGAAAGUUUGGGUGUAACCGGACAAUAUGCUUGGAAGUGGGCCGCGGCGGAAAAGCAUCAGCCACACCCCGUAGAAUAGCUAAUGUUAACGUUAGCUUGUGAGCUAUCAAAGCUAAGCUAGCCAAUUAGCUAAGGCUAGUAACAUAGUAACGUAGGAGAGACAACUGUCGGGCUUAAAGUUCAUCUUUGAGCUAGGCUCGGGUAGCAGUGUAAUUUUGAAACCCUUAAUUUAUUUCGCUGCUGCUCUGAAAUCGGGGGGACUUUCGUGGAAAUGGAAAGCGACGCGUCCUGCUGAUUAUAUGCUGAGAGGAGACCCGGGCUAUGAGGAUAGAGACUCACUAGCUUGGCUGCUAACCGUUGUUUUUCGUUCCAGAGCGGAACCACAAUAAGCCGCGGCCCUGGCCAUGCCCUCGAGUGCACGGGCGGGCAAUCUGAAGGACCCAGAGGUGGCAGAUCUCUUCUGCAAAGAUGACCCAGAGAAGCUGUUCGCUGACCUCCGUGAGAUCGGCCACGGCAGCUUCGGUGCCGUUUACUUUGCCCGAGAUGUGCGCAACAAUGAGGUGGUGGCCAUUAAGAAAAUGUCCUACAGCGGCAAGCAGACAAACGAGAAAUGGCAGGACAUCAUCAAAGAGGUGAAGUUCCUGCAGAAACUUCGUCACCCAAACACGAUCGAGUAUCGAGGAUGUUACCUGAAGGAGCACACGGCGUGGCUGGUUAUGGAGUACUGCCUCGGCUCGGCCUCAGACCUCCUCGAAGUUCACAAAAAGCCACUCCAGGAAAUCGAAAUAGCUGCUAUUACCCAUGGUGCACUGCAGGGAUUAGCGUAUCUUCACUCUCACAAUAUGAUUCACAGGGACGUGAAGGCAGGAAACAUCCUGCUGACGGAACCCGGGCAGGUCAAACUUGGAGACUUCGGUUCUGCUUCAAUCGUGGCUCCAGCCAAUUCCUUUGUUGGGACUCCCUACUGGAUGGCUCCAGAGGUGAUCCUGGCUAUGGACGAGGGCCAGUAUGACGGCAAGGUGGACGUCUGGUCGCUGGGCAUCACCUGCAUAGAGCUGGCCGAGAGGAAGCCCCCACUGUUCAACAUGAAUGCUAUGAGUGCCUUAUAUCACAUCGCUCAGAAUGAAAGCCCCGUCCUUCAGUCCAACCACUGGUCGGACUCUUUCCGCAACUUUGUGGACUCUUGCCUACAGAAGAUUCCCCAGGACCGACCUACCUCGGACGUCCUGCUCAAUCAUCGGUUCUUGUGCCGAGAGCGUCCACUGACGGUGAUCAUGGACCUGAUUGCACGAACAAAGGAUGCAGUACGGGAGCUGGACAACCUGCAGUACCGCAAGAUGAAGAAGAUCCUCUUCCAGGAGACCCAGCAGAACGGCCCCGCGUCUGAAGGAGGCGAGGAUGAGGAGGAGGUGGAGCAGUACCUGCUCCGGACGGGCACCGUCAACAGCAUGGAGAGCUCUCAGUCGGUGCCCAGCAUGUCCAUCUCGGCCAGUUCUCAGAGCAGCUCGGUCAACAGUCUGGCCGAUGCGUCUGAUGACAGUAGCAGUGAGAUGGCCAUGAUGCAGGAGGGCGAGCACACCGUUACCUCCAACAGCUCCAUCAUCCACCGGCCCACGGGUCAGGAUAACAUCUAUGAUGAUCCUUACCAACCAGAGCUGGACCAACCACAGGCUCCCUCAGCUGGACGCCGUCGAGCCUACUAUCGCAACCGUGACCACUUCGCCACCAUCCGAACCGCCUCUUUGGUGACCCGUCAGAUCCAGGAACACGAGCAGGGCUCGGCGCUGCGAGAGCAGAUGUCGGGCUACAAGCGUAUGAGGCGGCAGCACCAGAAGCAGCUGAUGGGGCUGGAGAACAAGCUGAAGGCGGAGAUGGACGAGCACCAGCUGAAACUGGACAAAGAGCUGGAAAACCAGAGGAACAGCUUCUCCACUGAGGCUGACAAGCUGAUGAAGAAGCACCAGGCCAUCCUGGAGAAAGAGACCAAAGCAGCUCUGGCAGAAGAGAAGAAGUUCCAGCAGCACAUACUGGGCCAGCAGAAGAAGGAACUGACCAGUUUGCUGGACUCGCAGAAACGCCAGUACCGCCAGCGCAAGGAGCAGCUGAAAGAGGAGCUGAACGAGAACCAGUCAACACCGAAGCGGGAGAAGCAGGAGUGGUUGAUCCGUCAGAAGGAGUGUCUGCAGCAGAUGCAGGCGGAGGAGGAGGCCAGCCUGCUCAGGAGGCAGAGGCAGUACUACGAGCUGCAGUGUCGCCAGUACAAGAGGAAGAUGCUAUUGGCUCGCCACAACCUGGAGCAGGACCUGCUCAGAGAGGACCUGAACAAGAAGCAGACUCAGAAGGACCUGGAGUGCGCCAUGCUGCUGCGGCACCACGAGUCCACCCAGGAGCUGGAGUUCAGGCAGCUGAGCUCAGUGCAGCGAACUCGGGCCGAACUGAUCCGAACGCAACAUCAGACCGAGCUGACCAACCAGAUGGAGUACAACAAGCGUCGGGAGCAAGAGCUUCGACAGAAACACGCCAUGGAGGUCCGGCAGCAGCCCAAGAGCCUCAAGUCCAAAGAGCUGCAGAUCAAGCGUCAGUUCCAAGAGACCUGUAAGAUCCAGACCCGUCAGUACAAGGCCCUGAGGAAUCACCUGCUGGAGAGCACUCCCAAAUCUGACCACAAGGCCGUCCUCAAACGUCUCAAAGAGGAACAAACACGUAAGCUGGCCAUCCUGGCCGAGCAGUACGACCACUCCAUCAACGACAUGCUGUCCACACAGGCUGUGAGUAAGCUGCGGCUCGAUGAGACCCAGGAGGCCGAGUACCAGGUGCUGCGCAUGCAGCUGCAGCAGGAGCUGGAGCUGCUCAACGCCUACCAGAGCAAGAUCAAGAUCCACACAGACACUCAGCACGAGCGAGAGGUGAAGGACCUGGAGCAGAGGGUGUCCAUCCGCCGGGCGCUGCUGGAGCAGAGGAUCGAGGAGGAGAUGCUGUCUCUGCAGAACGAACGCUCGGAGCGAAUCCGGACUUUGCUUGAGCGUCAGGCCCACGAGAUCGAGGCCUUCGACUCGGAGAGCAUGCGUCUGGGCUUCAGCAACAUGGCGCUGACCGGCAUCCCGGCCGAGGCCUUCAACCAGGGCUACCCGACCCCCAGCCCAUCCUCGGGCUCCAGCGGUUGGCCGUCCCGGCCCGUCCCCCGCUCGGGCAGCCACUGGAGCCACAGUAUCCAGAACUCGGUGGCGACUCCGUCCUGGCGCAGUCAGAACCACAGCGGAGGAGGCUUCAGCCGGGCCGAGUCCAUCACCUCCUCCCACGGCCUCGGCAGGGACAGCGAGAUGCACAAGAGCGGCAGGGGCCAUUCCUCCUCGUCCUCCACCUCAUCGUCCUCCGCCCACCAUCACCAGCAGCACUACCUCCCUCAGCACUACCAACACCAUCAAAGCACGCCGCAGCUGUACCGCGAGAGCCACGAGCGCGACAGCAGGGAGCGCGAGCGGGCCAGGGAGUGGGGGGGAGGAGGGGGACACUACUCCCACCACUCCCACCACUCCCAGAGCCACCACCACCACCAUCACCACCUCUCCUCCCACGCAUCCUCCCAGUCUCUGGCUCUGCUGCCUCCCCCACCACCACCUCCUCCCAUCUCCCUCUCCUCCUCCCCUCCAUCAUCUGCCUCCUCCUCUUCAUCGUCACAGGGAGGCUACGGGGGCGGGGGCCUGAGCGUCAGGGGCCCCAGUCUGAUGGCCCUCAGGAACAGCCCCCAGCCUCUGAGGAGGACGGCCUCCGGGGGUCCGGGCGGGGGCAGCGAGGGAGGUCUCAGCCGGAGCACGUCGGUCACUUCUCACAUCUCUAACGGCUCCCAUCUGUCCUACUCGUGAAGGCCGCCGGGUGUGGCGUUCUGCUUCUGUACGGGAAACAAAUCGGGCUGCAGACAGCAGAAGCGGAACCAGGCCCGCAGUGGCGUGUUUUUAGCAUGUUUUAAGAGGCUUCAUAGAGCUGCAGCAAGGUAAAUUGGUUAAAAGUGUAAAUUUUAAGAUCUCCUUUCCUGAAGGGUGCAGGGACGUUAAACCGAGGCACAAAGAAGAGAAAGAGAGGACGCUGCUCAGGUGAGUGAGCGGCAGAAAGCCCCGAGCGUUAAGAGGAUCACUGCUAACGAAACACAAGCAGAAACCGAGCCGUGUGCUGCAAAAUGAACGAGUGGAGCCUUUGAGGUCGAGUCCGUUCAUCCUGCAGCACACUCAAUCCAUUGCACAGUAUUGACUUUGUGAUCAGACGGGAGGCGCCUGUAGGACCCGUUUGGGACCUUCGCCGUUAAAAUCGAGCCAACGUCCGAGUUUAAUUUGAUGGGUUUUUUUUUUGUUUGUUUGCGUUGAGCUGAGCGACGGCUGUGGAGCUUCCUCUUGGCUAGCGGUGCUUUAAAACCACUGUAACUUUGUAAAUAACGGCGAACUGUAAACCCAGUUUUUUGAUUCGUAAGUGUUUCAUAUGUUGAGCGGCGGCAGGGGAAGGUUUCUUCAAAACACAUUUCUUUUAUUUGUAGUGAUAAGAUUCUGUACAUGACGGUUAAACAAACACUGCCAUCUCUUUGUUGGGCCGACCCAAGACAACUCGACCACUGCCCUUUAAGUCUUCUUGAAGGAGCAGUCCGACAUUUUGACAGGCGAGCGGGUUCGUUUGGACUGGCGUCAGAAAAUUGUUGAUCAGCUUGUUGUCUGGGUGUUGAGAACAGAAGAAGCUCUGAGCAGGAAGGAAGCUGUCGCAUGCUGACGUCCCGUCCUCUUCAUCACCUCCGAGAAAACCCAGGCUGCACUGACGCCUAAAAUCCUGCACCAAAGUUUUCUACAUUUUCUGUUGAUGGAUGAACUGAGAGGACUGGAGCGUCUGUUUAAUCAGUCACUGCCUCCUCCUCAGUCACGGUGCUUCCUGUCCUGUUUUGUCUCGUUUGUGUUUUGCAUAGUUUUUGGUCAUUUUGAUGAUGUUUAUCAAAAAGAAAGACAUCAUCAGGAGGAGAAAAGGAGUUUGUGAAGGCGCCUCACUGAAGUUCAUUUUAAACUGGAUUUUAUUAAGCCACAGGACUCACCUAAAGGUGAAAGUUUUAAACAUUUUAAAAGUAUAUUUUUCUUUUUCUGCAGGUUCGGUGUUUUCACACUUACCUGAAUCCACAGUUGAAUUCACAGUUGAUUGAUUUAUUUUCUGGGUUUUAUUAAUUAGAUGCAGUUUGGAAGAACACUAGAAACACUGUGACACAGUCGUUAACCAGGUGCGUCGAAAUCCUGCGAGAAGUUGGACAUGAAUUGAAUGGGACAUAAUAUUUGUAAUUACGAGCCGCCCGUGAGGGAGUGUGGAGCCCAGUAAGUUGGGGACAACGGAGACAUCUGUGUGAACGAUGGGCCGUCAACAUUUGUGUCUCAGUUUCUGAAUUGUUACAGCCUGAGUUAUGAAGGAAUUAGUUUCCUUGUUAGAAGUAAUUUAUCAACAUAUGCAACGGUAGAAAAACUCUGGCAACGUACUGCACAGCUUUUCUGUUCUGAACACCCCGAUGAGGCGCCAGUGAUGUCACCUGAUUCCAGUUAAAGCAGCCAGUAAGAAAAUGUCGGACUGCUCCUUUAAAGAGAUGCUGCCACAGAGAGUUUCUGAGUGAGCUGAGCACUAAGUGUGUGUGUUCGUGUGUGUGCCUGUGUGUGUGCGUGCGUGCGUGCGUGCGUGCACGGGUGCGCAGCUUGCCUCCACAUCCUCCUGUUUGCUCACAGUUCGGUCUGCAUCUGUAGAUAAGAUGUACAUGUUACAGUACAAAUGAGUUCGGCUCAGUGCGUGGGACUUGUGUACAGACGGCAUUUGUAUGGACAACAUGCACACUACCUAUUUAUGUAAAUGUAAGAUACCUGUGUAAAUGUGGCAGGUAUGCUGAAGAUUGUUCACUGUCCAAACACUUUUGACUUGCAUUGUACUUAGUAGUGUACAUAAAAGCACUAACUUUGAGACUGUGUUAGAGUAAUAAUAAUGAUUAUUUUGUCAUGUGAGUCAUACCCGUUUGUACUAGAUUCAAACAAAUAGAUGCUAUCAUUAUUAUUACCUCUACUGCAGUUGGAAUAUUUAUGUUGUAUGCUAAUUUUUAAAUUGUAAUUGCCAAUUUUGACCACUAGGUGGGGAAUAAGCGCAAUGUUACUGUGAUAGAGCUAUAAAAAGAAUUUAAAAAAAAAAAGAAUUGAGGAGGACAAAAGGACUACCUUUCCCAGCAUUCCUGUCGAGGUCUCAGGGAAGGAGUCCACAGUUGUGGGCAGGGCUGCGUUCUACUUUUUACUUGUUUUUUGGGUUUUUGUUCUUUUUAUUUUGAGCCAGUAUUAGAAGGUUCGGCGUUGAGUCGAGCAGACGUACACGACGUGUUUCCAGAUACUUUCACUACAUUUGGUGCCAUGUUUUUGUUUUUUUUAAUUUGUAUUUUAUGUUUGACACUCGUUAUUCGCUGUGCACAAGACUUCCCCAAACACACUGUAACCUGCAAGGUAUGGAGGCCCAGAGUGAUCAAUAUUAAAUCUUUUUUCUUUUUUUUUUCAAAAAAAAAAAAAAAAAGACUUAAAGGAGUAAAAAGUCAUAUGAAGAAAUUGUGUAAAAUAUAUAAAUAAUCCAAAAAGUUCUGGAAUUUAUUUUUAAACUCAUUAUAAAAUGUAAUUUUAUCAGAUGUCAUCAAGCCCCCCCCAAAAAGAGGACAUUUUACAUUAAUCAACAGUCAGAUUUAAAAAAUGCAUAGAAACGGUGAAAUAACAUUUAAAAACAUUCGAUAUUUGUUUCACACAACUUCUUCAUGACUGAUUAUCCUGUUAGGUUCUUGAUGUUGACCACAGACCUCCACCCUGUCUUCAAACACCUCCUCAUUUUAUUUUGCACAGUCCGAAUGGGUAGAAAAAAAAUCAUCUGGUCACUUCCUGCGGUGGCGUCCCGUCACGUGACCCUCC
This is a messenger RNA of Scatophagus argus, 7081 nucleotides long. It is a transcript of the gene taok2a, whose product is annotated as TAO kinase 2a. The transcript is spliced from 20 exons. Gene Ontology annotation, biological process: protein phosphorylation. Lineage: Eukaryota; Metazoa; Chordata; Actinopteri; Scatophagidae. The record is from RefSeq and is a predicted model, not a curated record. Gene Ontology annotation, molecular function: protein kinase activity; ATP binding. The coding region runs from base 548 to 4006 and encodes 1152 amino acids.